CAACGACCCUGUUGUACUUUCAAACUAUUUAAUUAUUCAACAGUUUAGUCAAAGAAUAAUUUAAAGCCACAAAAGACCAAACACAACACAAGAGAGAACACUCAACACCAAAGCAAGAACAAGUGAAGAUACAAAAAAAGAAGAAUGGAGUUAUACUUAUAUCAAUCUUUGGGAAAGUACCAAAAACCAAAAGGGUCUAACAUAAAACAGGUUUUGAAGGUGAUGAUAAUUUUGGCUGUUUGUGUCUGGUUACUGUAUCAGAUCAAGAACAUAAAAACAAAGAACUAUGGUGGUCAAACCAAGAUUGUUGUAGGAUGUGGAGCUAAAUUGUUUGGACGGAAAGGGAUACUGUCAAGAUUGGAUGAAGGAGCUUUUCCUAACUCGCGAAUGGUUGAUUCUGUUGGAGAAGUAACUAAUGAGUAUAAAAGUCAUGACAGAGAAGAAGUACAACGCAGGGACCUGCCAAAUGAUAUGCAGGUUAGAAAGAAUGCUAAAUCAGAAUUCUCAUUGAAGGAGAAUGCCGAGGAUGAAGACACCAAACGUAGAAUUAACGAGAAAGGAAAAAAUAUGCAGAAAAAUGUGGUGGAGAGUGCUACUAAGGAUGGUGUAAUAAUAGAGGAAAUGGAUGAGGUCGAAAGCUUUCAUGAUGAAAAUGGUGUUCCACCUGACAGCAAUGAUGAAAACAUUUCAACUUUUAGCAAUGUAAAUUGGCUUAAAAAGAUCAAUAUUUAUGAAGUCGCAUAUGGAGUUGAGAAUGAUGCUGAAAUGAAUUUGGAAGGAUCCAUAAAUGUCACAACAGCCGACAAAGAAAUUAAUGCCGGAAUCACUACUCAUGUUGAUGCUUCAGGUUUGCAAUCAAGUAAUAGGUGGAGAUAAUUUGGUUUUAUGAGAUUGUAAAUUUGUUGAGAUUGUAAAUCUGUUUAUCAUAAUUGUAAACAAAAGGUUGAAUUACAGAUCAUUACAAAAAUAAUGAUUUGUAAGAAGGUUUAUAGGUCCUAGGAUUAGACGAUGUCUUUUUUCUUUAAUUCAUGAACAUGUAUGAUGUAAUUAUCCACUGGGAAUUUUAAGUUACAGAUCUUUUUCUGAGAGGUCA
Molecule: messenger RNA, 1093 nt
Organism: Trifolium pratense (red clover)
Lineage: Eukaryota; Viridiplantae; Streptophyta; Magnoliopsida; Fabales; Fabaceae
Exons: 2
Coding region: 145-876 (243 amino acids)
Source: RefSeq, a predicted model, not a curated record